AUGGCGCGACACAGCUUCAAGAGCCUCGACUUGUCUCUUGUCGAGUAUGCUCAGCACCUCGAGAAGCGCCGACUCCCGUCGACAGUGGUGGUGAGCUCACCCAUCGAGGCGACCGACCCACAGACUAGUCAGCAAUGGAGGUUCCACAUCUCUUCGAUUCUAAUACUCCAGCGGCUUUCGUCAGAUGCAGGUCACGUCGAGUUCCGGCAGCAGCAGGGGAUGACGGUCUACCGGGCCAGCGCCGCUGAUGUGAUAAGCUCUGCGCAUCCCACGGCCGACGUGCUGGCCCAAAUAUACAGUGGCAACAACCACAUCUGCGCUAUCACCAAGUCGAAGCUGAAUGCGACGAAAGCCGCCUCACCAAAGCCGAACUUGAACGAUGUCGAGCUCCGAGUCCUCGAGGCUCGCGCUGUCCACACGCAAGCCUACCUGAUGGGCGUCGAGGGAGGUAUAGUUUCGCUCAGCGGUGGGGAGAGCUUUGAUGCUGGCAAAGCCAUCAGCAUGGACGAUUUCGUCGUCAUUCGAAAGACUCGACAAGAGGAGCAUGCCAUGGUCAAGAAGGCGGAUCUCGAAAGCUUCUCUUCUCUCUUUCUCGACGAGUCCAACCUGCCAUCUCUUCGGGACGGAGAGCAAGAUUUCGUGACCUCCGAGCCACAAAUUCAAGAGCUUCGUCUCGUCAUUGAGGACGUCUACGCUUGUGGGAGUCGUGGGAGGAAGGUGCCAUUGAAGAAGGGUGACAAGGUGUUGGCUCAUGCGAGAAGCACCGAUGCUACUUGGCUGAGGGACACCAGAGGACGAUCGUGUGUAUUGGCAGCAAGUUUGGCAAGCUCUCACCUGUUGAACUUGAAUGUCGAAGACCAAGCGAUCAACAGAGCCUCGAGACAGACGAACUCCACCCUCGCAAACACCACAGAAAUCCCAUGGACCUCACAUACGGCUCACAAUGAUCAGUCCGCCACGGGAGGUCCGCAGGGUCUGCAAUCAGACCCAACACACCCGACUACGCAACACCCUGUUUCCAGAUUCCCUCGCAGCAGAGUAGGGCUUCCACAGCCUCCUUCCAGUUGGUCCCCGUCUGAGCAUCGACUUUCAAACGGCCAAAGCCCCUUUGGAAACUGGGAAUACGCCUCGUACUUUGACAGAGAGGUCGCUGAACUACUCGACGUGACAAGCGCCGCUCGCACCGUCUUCGCCGCGAGUAUGGGUCGGCAGGGCCUUGGUCUCAUCAAGAUCAGUUGGGUGCCAGGUGAGGUUGAAGGCUCUCAAGGUGCGGGCUUUGGUGUCUGCUCGGGCUACAUUCACGCAUACAUGAUCAACUUUCGGCGAAAGUGGGCGUACGAUAAGCCAGCAGUGCCAUUUGGGGAGCUUCCCGUCUAUACCGGAAGCGAUGAAUUCUGGGUCGAAGCCAAGGGAGCGAAUGCCAGCUACUUGGAUGACUUUAAGACACAAGGAACUCCAAAUGCUCUACCGACAGAGCCAUCACUCUUUGCAGAGGCUCGACAUCGGCAGGGUUUUGCGGCCAGACAGUUGCCCACACCCACUGACAGCCUCAUACCAAAUCCGACGUCGGUUGCCGCCAGACAGUGGCAGGCUGUACUACUUCAGGCGUCUGAUAGAUCUGUUUCGAUCGGGCAGCGGUUGGUGAACGAGCAUCCGAUUGACGGCAAUCAAUCAUACGCCCUGAGGACCUCAUUCCAUCCCCAGCUGACGGAGUGCGGCUAUCAAGUCAAGAUGCCGAACGGCAACUACCUUCUGCAGGAUCUGCCAUCCGUCAAGGAUGAUGUCUUUGCGCCGGGAAAGAAGUCACUCUCGGUGAUACAGGCCGGCUUUCCCAUGCUCAGCGCAGAUGGAGAGGGCACCACUACGAUCGUCAUGGUGCAGACGCACCAGAUUUUCGAAGUUCAACUCAUCGACAUCCCUUACCUGCCGAAGGCCAUCGCGGCAGAUGAAGACUUAUCUGUACUCGAAGCCUUCCAUCGAUUCACGAAGGACUGGCACCAGAUCGGCGGUCGAAUGAAUGAACAAGAACGCAUCUACACUAAUGCGUACAACUCAGAAGCAUGGAAAAUUCGUCACACCUACCGCCUGAUCGACAAGCAGACUCUCCAGAACGAGCAGCUCAACAAAGACGAGAAAGCUCAUUUCCGAGCCAGUGUCGCCACCAGACCGAUCACGCAGGCUCACCGCAACAUGAACACUCUCCGAGGCUGUGCACCGGGCAAGAUCAAUCCAACCUUGGCGGAGAAUGCGGUUGUGCAGGAUCCAGCUGGCAACCAGGUCUCCAACUGGCAUGAACAAUCGGAAAAGAAGAUUCUCAAGAAUCGUUCUGAGUUGGUGAAGACGCAGGCGGAGGCUCAGAACGAGGACUCGCAGGACGACGAGGAGUCGGAGGAUGAAGAUGCUGAAGGCGAAGAUGAAGUCAGGAGCUUGAUGAAUCCCGCAUUUCCCAAGACCGCAGUCGUACCGGACGUCACUGGAAAGAACCUCAUCAACUGGGUGAGGUACCCUGCGUGCGACUGGCACCCGACCGAGAGACUGCGGGGACAGCAGGGAUCGCUGAAGAAGAAGGACUUCGCUAAGAGGAGGUACCUCAUCAAGUGCCAAGCUGAAUUGCCGCAGGGCUCCACCGAGGAGGGAUAUGACUCCGGCGAUGAGAAGAGUGGGAGUGGGGAUGAAGAUGAAGAUGAGGAUAUGGACUAG
Zasmidium cellare ATCC 36951 is the source of this 2700-nucleotide messenger RNA. RefSeq lists its product as uncharacterized. Bases 1 to 2700 code for a protein of 899 amino acids. The transcript is spliced from 6 exons. The record is from RefSeq and is a predicted model, not a curated record. Lineage: Eukaryota; Fungi; Ascomycota; Dothideomycetes; Mycosphaerellales; Mycosphaerellaceae.